GUGUCGUCACAGUCACAGUCGUUGCUCAUCUUCCCCCAUCAGACAGAGGAUUCAAAGACUGAGCGCCACUGUUCUCAGCUUUACAGGCGGCACCAGACAGCAUCAUGACAGACUCCAAAUAUUUCACAACAAACAAAAAAGGGGAGAUCUUUGAACUGAAGGCGGAACUGAACAAUGAGAAGAAGGAGAAGAGAAAAGAGGCUGUGAAGAAGGUCAUCGCCGCCAUGACUGUAGGCAAGGAUGUCAGCUCUCUGUUUCCUGAUGUGGUGAACUGCAUGCAGACCGACAACCUGGAGCUGAAGAAGCUGGUCUACCUCUACCUGAUGAACUACGCUAAGAGCCAGCCUGACAUGGCCAUCAUGGCUGUCAACAGCUUCGUCAAGGACUGUGAGGACCCAAACCCUUUGAUCCGAGCUCUGGCUGUCCGCACCAUGGGUUGUAUUCGUGUGGAUAAGAUCACAGAGUAUCUGUGUGAGCCACUAAGGAAGUGCCUGAAGGAUGAAGAUCCAUAUGUGAGAAAGACAGCUGCUGUUUGUGUGGCUAAACUUCAUGACAUCAAUGCCCAGAUGGUAGAGGACCAAGGCUUCCUGGACUCCCUGAGGGAUCUAAUUGCUGACUCCAAUCCCAUGGUCGUGGCCAAUGCAGUUGCAGCUCUGUCGGAGAUCAGUGAGUCUCAUCCCAACAGCAACCUGCUGGACCUUAAUCCCCAGAACAUCAACAAGCUGCUGACAGCCCUCAAUGAAUGCACAGAGUGGGGACAGAUCUUCAUCCUCGACUGCCUGUCCAACUACAACCCCAAGGAUGAACGCGAGGCUCAAAGCAUCUGUGAGCGUGUCACUCCCCGGCUCUCUCAUGCCAACUCAGCAGUGGUCCUGUCAGCUGUCAAAGUGCUGAUGAAGUUCUUAGAACUGCUUCCCAAGGACUCGGACUACUACAGCACCCUGCUGAAGAAGUUGUCCCCACCGCUGGUCACCCUGCUGUCUGGUGAGCCUGAGGUCCAGUAUGUGGCACUGAGGAACAUCAACCUCAUUGUCCAGAAAAGGCCUGAAAUCCUGAAGCAGGAAAUCAAAGUGUUCUUUGUCAAGUACAAUGAUCCCAUCUAUGUCAAACUGGAGAAACUGGACAUCAUGAUCCGGUUGGCCUCCCAGGCUAACAUUGCCCAGGUGCUAGCUGAACUGAAGGAAUACGCCACUGAGGUGGAUGUUGACUUUGUCCGUAAGGCAGUGCGAGCCAUUGGUCGCUGUGCCAUCAAAGUGGAGCAAUCAGCUGAACGCUGUGUCAGCACCCUGCUGGACCUGAUCCAGACCAAGGUCAACUAUGUGGUUCAAGAGGCAAUUGUGGUCAUCAGGGACAUCUUUCGUAAAUAUCCCAACAAGUAUGAAAGCAUCAUUGCUACCCUGUGUGAGAAUCUGGACUCACUGGAUGAGCCAGAUGCCCGCGCUGCCAUGAUCUGGAUUGUUGGCGAGUACGCUGAGAGGAUUGAUAAUGCUGACGAGUUACUGGAGAGCUUCCUGGAGGGCUUCCACGAUGAGAGUACCCAGGUCCAGCUUACUCUCCUGACUGCCAUUGUCAAGUUGUUCCUGAAGAAGCCAUCAGAGACUCAGGAGUUGGUACAGCAGGUCCUCAGCCUCGCGACUCAGGACUCUGAUAACCCUGACCUGCGUGACAGGGGCUACAUUUAUUGGCGCCUGCUGUCCACUGACCCCGUGACCGCUAAGGAGGUGGUGCUGUCAGAAAAGCCUCUCAUCUCCGAGGAGACGGACCUGAUUGAACCAACUUUACUGGAUGAGCUCAUCUGCCACAUUGGGUCCCUGGCCUCUGUCUACCACAAACCGCCCAAUGCCUUUGUGGAGGGAAGCCAUGGAAUCCACCGGAAACACCUUCCUGUCCAACACAGCAGCAUUGACACAGGUGAAAGUCCAGUGAGUGGCGGGCCAGCAGCAACCAUAGAGCAACCCCACGUCAUCCCCAGUCAGGGUGACCUGCUGGGUGACCUGCUCAACCUGGACUUGGGCCCUCCUGUCAACGUGCCCCAGGUCUCCACCAUGCAGAUGGGUGCAGUGGACCUUCUAGGAGGAGGUCUGGACAGCUUGCUGGGGGGAGACCUGGGCGGAGGUGUUGGGGGAAGUCCAGCAGUGGGGCAGAACUUCAUCCCGUCUUCGGUGCCCAACACGUUUGCGCCUUCGCCUACACCAGCACCCACAGCGGUUAGCAGUGGCCUCAAUGACUUGUUUGAACUUUCCACAGGCAUGGCCAUCACCACUGGAGGCUAUGUGGCUCCAAAGCGUGAGUUGGCAUCUCUUACUGUGUGGCUCCCUGCAGUCAAAGCCAAAGGACUGGAGAUCUCUGGAACCUUCUCUCGCCGUCAGGGCCACAUGAGCAUGGACAUGACCUUCACCAACAAGGCCCUACAGCACAUGACUGACUUCGCUAUCCAGUUCAACAAGAACAGUUUUGGGGUGAUCCCCACUAGUCCUCUACCUGUCCACACUCCACUGAUGCCAAGCCAGAGUAUCGAGCUCUCUCUGCCUCUGAACACCAUCGGGCCUGUCAUGAAGAUGGACCCACUCAAUAACCUCCAGGUGGCUGUGAAGAACAACAUUGACGUCUUCUACUUUAGUGUCCUGAUUCCUCUCAACAUAUUCUUUGUUGAGGAUGGCAAAAUGGACCGACAGGUGUUCCUGGCCACCUGGAAGGACAUCCCUAAUGAGAAUGAGCUGCAGUACCAGAUAAAGGAGUGCCACCUAAAUGCAGACACUGUAUCAGGGAAGCUGCAGAAUAACAACAUCUACACCAUCGCCAAGAGGAAUGUCGAAGGUCAGGACAUGCUGUACCAGUCCCUUAAGCUUACCAACGGUAUCUGGAUCUUAGCUGAGCUCCGCAUUCAGCCGGGGAACCCCAACUACACGCUGUCGCUGAAGUGCCGUGCCCCUGAGGUGUCUCAGUACGUCUUCCAGAUGUACGACUCGGUCCUGAAGAACUGAUGAUCGUCUUCUCAGCCAAGACGAGAGAAUCUGUGCUAAAAAAAUAAUCAAUCUGAAUCUUUGCCUCAAAAUAACAGUAAGAAACAUGUUACAGAGAACUUAGUGACUGUUGAUUAGUGAUUGUUGUUGUGUUGCUGUUAAACAUCUUAAUCAGCUGCUUUUGAGUUUUGGCGGCCACGUUCCCCUCAUUUCUUCUUCUGUGCUUAUUUUUCGAACUUAACAUUUCACUGUUUUUGUUUGUUUGUUUUUGUAACCAACCUGUUUGUCAGAAGCUGCUGUUUGUUGUACUGUGCAGUUGCUAUGGUUACUGCAGGCUCCAGCAAACUGUUACCAGGUUUUUGUUUUGUUUUUAAGUGCCAAAA
Molecule: messenger RNA, 3346 nt
Organism: Thalassophryne amazonica
Lineage: Eukaryota; Metazoa; Chordata; Actinopteri; Batrachoidiformes; Batrachoididae
Gene: ap2b1
Product: adaptor related protein complex 2 subunit beta 1
Exons: 22
Coding region: 105-2984 (959 amino acids)
Biological process (GO): intracellular protein transport; vesicle-mediated transport
Cellular component (GO): membrane coat; clathrin adaptor complex
Molecular function (GO): clathrin binding
Source: RefSeq, a predicted model, not a curated record